Messenger RNA from Orbilia oligospora ATCC 24927, 3048 nucleotides. RefSeq lists its product as uncharacterized. The record is from RefSeq and is a predicted model, not a curated record. Gene Ontology annotation, molecular function: RNA binding; protein binding. The coding region runs from base 1 to 3048 and encodes 1015 amino acids. NCBI's taxonomy places the organism in Eukaryota, Fungi, Ascomycota, Orbiliomycetes, Orbiliales, Orbiliaceae. The transcript has 4 exons.
AUGUCUGAUCGUGGUGGGCGUGGUCGCGGUGGUCGUGGUGGUGGUGGUCAAGCUGGGCGUGGCGGUGGUGGACAAGGUGGCGGAAGAGGAGGUGGAGGUGGAGGUGGAGGUGGAGGAGGUGACAACCGCGGAGGCUUUGGUGGGUUCCCCAGAGGGGGUGGAAGGGGUGAUAGAGGUGGUGGUGGCGGAAGGGGUGAUAGAGGUGGUGGUGGCGGAAGGGGUGAUAGAGGGAGAGGAGGCUUUGCCCCACGUGGGGGUAGGGGAGGAGGCGGUGCAGGAGGUCCAUCCGACGAGGAUUUCCACCUAUUCAGGCCUUCUGGAGGACCCACGGGCGUUGACCGAAACGUCAUAAACCACGAGGACUCCUUAAUCGCUAGCUUCAAGGGACUUUCGGUACAACCACCUCCAGAUGUUCCAGGCGACAUUGAGCCUGCUUAUCCACCUCGUCCAGGAUUUGGAACUACUGGCGAAAAGGUUCUUGUUCGCGCCAACUUUUUCCCUAUCGAUAUUAAACCCCCAGGCGGUGGAAAGAACCUAAUUGUGCAUGUAUAUGAUAUCAAAGUGACCCCGGAUGAACAAAAGAAGAAGGCGAUCUUGAAGCGUGUUAUUCAAUUGUUCAUCCAAGGCCAUCUUGCUAAGCAUAUAGUUGCUACCGACUGGUCCAAGACUCUAUUUUCUCCCAAGAAGCUCCCCACCGACCUUGUUCCGGAGGGCGGUGUCAAGAUCAAACUCUACUUUGAGGAUGAAAAGGGACCUAGUGAAAAGAGCAAGGAAUACACUGUCGAAAUCAAGUCUAGCAAGAACAGCACUUUAGAUAUUGGGGAUCUCUGGUCUUAUGUCAGGGGUGAAUCGGAUCACAAGCACAAGGCCUUGAAUGCCAAGUACUCACCUCCAUUGGUCCAAUGUCUCAAUAUCAUUUUAUCUAUGUUCCCAAGCCAGAAUCAUGUCCAGUUCGGGAGCAACAGCUACUUCGUUCUUCCACCUCAAGGUCAAAAAAAACCCAUUGGCGGCGGUUUGGAUGCCAUCCAAGGUUUUUACUCGUCUGUUCGACCUGGUUUCGAUCGCAUUCUCUGCAACAUUAAUGUUCGAACCGGUGCAUUCUAUCAGGAUCGCCCUCUCCACGAGUUGAUGUUCGCUUCGAUGUAUAGAGACUACGCCGAGAACAGGAAACUCAAUGAGCGAGAAAUCGACAUGCUCAGCAGGUUUUUGAAGGGUGUUAAGGUUUCGCUUCACCAUCUUCAAGGUGUUCGAAAGAAGUCGGUGGAGAGUGUUGGGUUAAAGAACUCCGAGGAGGAGAAAUUCCACUGCGAAGAAUUCGGCGGUGGCCUCAUCAGUGUGAAGGACUACUUUGCAAAGAAAUACAAGAAGAAACUGGGAUUCCCGCUUCUCCCAGUGGUUAAUGUUGGGAAUAGGGAGCGUCCUAACUGGCUGCCUGCUGAGCUGUGCACUGUCACUCCUGGACAGCCCUUCAAGGGAACCCUCGAUGGUGUCAACACCAGCCAAUUGAUAACCGUCGCCUGCAAACCUCCUACUACGAAUGCUAAUGUCAUUACUUCGGCUGGGCUGAAGGCUCUCGGUCAUACUGCUGAUACUCAGAAUCCAACUUUGGCCGGAUUCGGUAUCAAACUCGACCUGCAUAUGGUCAUCGUCCCCGCCCGUGUCCUUCCAGCACCUCAAAUCCAAUAUUCUGGGAAGCCGUUGAACCCUUUCAACGCAUCCUGGAAUCUUGCUCAGUCUAAGUUUGCAAAGGCUGGGGAAAUAAAAGUUUGGGGCGCUUUGGGUAUCAUCGGUGGACGAGAUGCCACGCCAGAGAACAUCGAACUAGCCCUGAAAUGCUUGACCGAUCAGUGUAGGUUGACUGGUAUUAAGGUCCCUGCUACGCUUCCAAAUAUCCGGUUCAACAACGACCCUUCAAAUAAUCUUAAGUAUAUCCAGGACACCUUCAUCAAGGCAGCUUCUAUGCAGCAGAAACCACAAAUUGUGUUCUGUUUCAUUCCCACCAAGGACCAGAGGUUAUAUGAGUACAUCAAGCGUGGCGGUGAUAUUGUGGCGGGUGUUUCGACUGUCGUCGUCACCAUGGACAAGGCGAAUAAGAGGGGACAGCUUCGUGAACCUGCUAAAGCUGCUCAAUAUUUUGCCAACGUAGCUAUGAAGAUCAACUUGAAAGCUGGUGGACGCAAUCACAUGCUGCAAGAAAAACAGCUCGAGCCACUUAUCGAGCCAAACAAGCCCCCCGCUAUGCUUUUGGGAGCCGAUGUUACCCAUCCCUCACCCGGUUCCGCCAAGGGCACUCCAUCUCUCGCCGCUGUUGUUGCAUCUUGUGAUAGGACUUUCGGCCAAUUCCCAGCUUCGAUCCGUCUCCAGACUUCUAAGAAAGAAAUGAUAGAAGGCCUGGAGCAAAUGGUCAUCGAACGCCUGGAGGAGUACGCCCGUCAUAACAAAGGUGCUAUUCCCGAAAAGGUUCUUUUCUACAGAGACGGAGUUAGUGAGGGCCAGUAUGAUCAAGUCCUAGCCAACGAAGUCCCCGAAAUCUUGAAGGCCUUUAAUUCCUACAGACCUGGUAAUAAGCCCAAGUUGACCGUCGUCAUCGUUGGGAAACGCCACCACACUCGUUUUUACCCGGCUGAGGAGAAUGCCGCGGAUAAGAAGUACAACUGCAAGCCCGGGACCGUCGUUGAUCGUUCGGUCACUGCUGUUUACGACUUUGACUUCUAUCUCCAGGCACACUCCGGCCUUCAGGGUACUGUGCGCCCUGCGCACUAUUACGUUAUUCGAGAUGAUAUUGGUUUUACUGCUGACAAGUUGCAGAAUUUGACUCAUAAUCUCUGCUACCUCUUUGGUAGAGCCACUAAGGGUGUCUCUAUCGUUCCUCCCGCCUACUACGCAGACUUGGCCUGUGAUAGGGGCCGAUUCUACAUUCAUCCUUUGUUGACCGGCGCCGAACCUGGUUCUCGAAACUUUACUCAGGCCCAGAGCGAGAAGAGGGCGAGGGAAUAUUUCCGUGAUGGCAUUCACAAGGAUCUUAGGGGCAACAUGUGGUAUAUUUAG